GCAUGACAGCCAAUGGAGUUCCGUGGGAGAAUUCUCCAAUCAAAGUUUAGGGGUGACAGGCGAGGGCGGAGGUUCGAGCCAGGAACCGCCUCUGAACUGGCUAGAUGUUUUUGAAUAUUCAUAGGCGACGUGCAGUUCAAUGAGCGCGCUGAUUACUGUUUUUACCAAUUACAUUUUUGAUGCUUACUAUCAAUGGUGGGACUACCCAACUAUUCCCAUCUGAUGACGUAGGUUUUAAUUCGCUGCGAGGACUAUGUCAACCACACCACCAGGGGCUCAGCGUUUGGACAGGUGUGUUACCUGUGGCUGCUUCAGAGAAGAGAGAGGGGUUGGCUUAGUAUUUUCGUUUCACGUCUCCUUCCGGCACAGAGCAUUCUGACGAGGUGACCAUACUCACUGAUUGUGGAAAGUAGAGGUACAACAUUCCUGCUGUGCUUCUAGACUGUCUAUGUGUCACUAUGGCUUUCUUGGAGAGUUUUCUAACCGGUGCUCUGUUUAAACAGACUGCUUGUUAAACCUUGUUGACACACAUUAAAUCCAUACUUUUGGAGGGAAACCAAGAACGCCACGCCAGGAUCACUCAGAAUUGCCUGUUUUAAUUUGCUGGUUGAUUGGGCACCGCGUUCUCCAGUGUGGGGGCACUGACGCAUUGUGGAGUCGACGGGUUGAACUGCCAAACCGGCUGCGUUACAGAGGGACGCCUCGAUGUGCGAACCCGCGAUGGCCGUGGUUCAGCUGGAAACGGACGACCACCAACCGGAGAAUGGCUUCGUAUCACCCGAAACAACGUCUCCGGCAUUGCUAUCGCGCAUUGACGGCUGCGUCUUGCCAUUUCUUGGGGGAUUUGGGAACUACCAAAAACAACUCAUUGUCCUGACAUGGAUCCCGGCGUUGUUUAUAGGAUUCAGUCAAUUCUCUGACAGUUUCCUCCUAGCUCAGCCAAACAACACAUGCAUUUUCCCGACGAUAAACGGAUCCAAUCUGACAUUGAGUCCUUCUCCAUUAUUUAAUGGUCAAAACAAUAGCAGCGUGAGCGCGCCGUAUUCAUCGCUAAACGGUACGCGCCGCCACAACAACACGGACGAUGCUCACUGUAUGUGCACUGAGUGGAGGUACGAGAUGCAAAUGGGACUUCGGGAGAAUGUGGUCACAAAGUGGAACUUGGUGUGUGGCUCCAGGAGGAAGGUUCACAUUGCAAAGUUCUCCCUACUGGUGGGCUCCAUCUUCGGGUAUCUAGUGAUGGGCAUCCUGGCGGACUGGUUUGGAAGGCACCCUGUGCUGAUGAUCUCGGUCCUCUUCAUGCUAGUGUUUGGCCUGACGGUGGCCUUCUCUGUCAACGUGCCGAUGUUCAGCACCCUACGCUUCUUUGAGGGCUUCUGUCUGGCUGGGAUCACCCUCUCCCUUUAUGUCCUGAGUAAGUAGGCAGUGUGAAGACGUUACAUAUCUGAUCAGCAACCCGUUUUUUUUAUGUUCUCUGUAGGCCUAAUCUCGUGGACCAAACGCUGUUUUUAGACAGUUAAUCUUGCAGCAAGGCAGCAGUUUUGAGCCUCGCAAUACAUCAGAUGUGGCAAUCUUGAGAGGGCUGUGUUUCACAAAGUGCUUCCUGUAGCAAUCUCUGAGAGUCCAGCCUCCUCUAGUCUCGGGAAAUAAAAAAAGGCUAUGUAUCAAUGAAUGCGAGGGACGGGUUACUACCAGCAGACUUCAGUCCUUGAGUUCCAACAGUAACGGACUUCUAGGUCAUCACUGAGAGUGAAACCGUUCUGAACACCCUUGGUUCUGUCACGUUGGUAUUCUCUGUAUUUAUUGUCAAGGAGCCCUCAUGUUUAUAUUUCUUGUCUGCCAGUUUUUGAUGGAAAUGAUUUCACUUUUCUGCUGCACCCAUCAGGGGAUCCCUUAGUGGAGCACUGUCAGAAAACACCUUUGAUCAUUCUUUAAGAAAGCAUUCCUGAGAUACGAGGGUAGAGCGGAUCUGAGGAGGGGCUGCUGGCUGCCUAAUAUGGGUCAUGUUUUGGAACAAAGUGGAAAAGGGUCAGCGCCCGCGUUGUGUGUACAAAACAGUUGGGCUGGCACACGGGAAAGGGCAGCACUCAGCAGUGUCUGACCACGCUCCUCGCUUUCAGGCUGCGAUGGUGGUCCACUAUCCCGUGUGAGUUUGUGUGUGUGUGUGUGUGUGUGUGUGUGUGUUUGUGUGUGUGUGUGUGUGUGUGUGUGUGUGUUGAAUAACAAGCAUCUCGACUAACUAGGCUCGAAUUCUGAAAAUAUCAACUGCACUUCAUCGAACAACCAUCACCACACAAUAACCCAUCAUCAACCUUAACGAUCCAGGAUCUUCCUUCCGAGGACAAUCGCAGGUUUAGAAUCACUGCACGGUCUGUAAAACGUGGCUAAUAGCCCUCUGAUUGACUUGUCCUUUUCCUGGCCUGUCCAGCGAAUGUGAUCUCUGGCUAAAACGACGAUCUGUUCCCCCAUGGCCGUGCUGAGUCCCUGGCCUGUGAGUCCAUUAGGGGCCGAGCGAUGAAUCCCUCCUGACGUGCGCGACCUUCCCGGGCUACAGUAGAGGGCUACAGUCUGAUGAGCGAUAAUCUGCCUCCGAUGGCCGCUCUCGUGGACAUGGCCCCACGAUAAUUGGCCUUGCAGAGCUAACGCUCUGUCUGCGGGCGUGAUGGGACCCAUGAAAAGGGCCGCCAAGGCAGCUCUAAUUGUCUG
Molecule: messenger RNA, 2706 nt
Organism: Clupea harengus (Atlantic herring)
Lineage: Eukaryota; Metazoa; Chordata; Actinopteri; Clupeiformes; Clupeidae
Gene: slc22a23a
Product: solute carrier family 22 member 23-like
Exons: 3
Coding region: 706-1422 (238 amino acids)
Biological process (GO): transmembrane transport
Cellular component (GO): membrane
Molecular function (GO): transmembrane transporter activity
Source: RefSeq, a predicted model, not a curated record